AUGAACAGGGCCAAUUUCCACACAAUCGACAGCAUCACCCACUUGUGGGAGACUCUCAACCUCCCGAGGGGAGCUCUUAAAUCCGUCAAUAUCCCAGACGCCGAUACCAUAUGUCUCCCGUCGUCGUUCAAGAUCGGUCAUCUAGCACAAGCUUCGAUAACUCUGACAGCUCUACUCGCAGCUCUGGUACACGCCCAGCGCGAAAACCUAACUUUCAUGCCGCAGGUCACGGUACCUGUCCGCCAUGCCGUCCUGGAAUUCAAGUCCGAGCGGCUCCUUACCAUUAACGGCAAGCCUACGCCCUCAGCAUGGGGCCCGAUAGGCGGUCUGCACAGGACUUCGGACGGAUAUGUACGCGUUCAUGACUCAUUCCCGAAUCACCGCGCCGCAACCAAGAAGAUGCUUGGCCUCGCUGAAGACGCGGACCGAGAAGCUGUGGGUCGCGCGAUCGCGAGCUGGAAAUCUAUUGAUCUUGAAGAUGCAGCUGUCGAUGCUGGCGCUGUGGUUGCCGCCUUGAGGAGCUUCGCGCAGUGGGAUGACUUGCCUCACGCGAAAGCCGUGGCAGACUUUCCCAUUCAAAUCACCAAGAUUGCUGAUUCACCGGCUGGGAUCCCUGGACACCUUGCCGCCGCUGGUGGUACGGAGCGGUGUCUCCACGGUCUGCGGGUUCUGGAGCUUAGUCGCGUUAUCGCUGCACCAGUGGCCGGGAGGACGUUGGCCGCCCACGGCGCGGAUGUGCUCUGGAUUACGAGCCCGAAUCUGCCUGAUCUACCGAGCAUUGAUCGGGACACGGGCAGAGGUAAGAGGACUGCACAGCUGGAUCUAAACCGACCAGAGGAUCUGGAGAAACUGUUAGAGCUCAUCGACCACGCGGAUGUCUUCCUUCAGGGAUAUCGUCCGGAAAGUCUAGCAGCGAGGGGUCUCUCGCCUGCGCAACUCGCCGCGGGACGAAGUCAGGAUGGUAAGAAGGGUAUAAUCUGCGCGAAUCUCUGCGCUUAUGGUCCCACCGGCCCGUGGAAGCAACGGCGAGGCUUCGACUCCCUGGUGCAGACAUGUUCGGGAAUGAAUGUCUCUGAAGCCGAGCACUUCGGCCAGACCGAUCCUCCUGCCAAGCCAAUGCCUUGUCAAGCACUCGAUCAUGCGAGCGGGUACUUUCUCGCAGCCGGGAUAUUAGCUGCUUUGUAUCGACAGAUCAGGGAAGGUGGGUCAUGGCAAGUCGACGUCAGUCUAGCUGGAACGAUGAAGUAUAUCAGGAGCUUGGGCCAGUAUGAAGCCUCAUCGGAGUUCCGGUGGGAUGCUGACUCCACGGAGGGCGUGCCUGAGGAGUACCUCGAGUCCAGAAUGUCUGACUUUGGGACACUGAAGGCUGUCAGACAUGCUGCCACCAUCGAGGGUAUUAACGUGGGGUGGGAUAUCAUGCCCAGACCAUUAGGCUCAGACGAGCCCAGCUGGCUGUGA
This is a messenger RNA of Cladophialophora yegresii CBS 114405, 1458 nucleotides long. RefSeq lists its product as uncharacterized. The record is from RefSeq and is a predicted model, not a curated record. NCBI's taxonomy places the organism in Eukaryota, Fungi, Ascomycota, Eurotiomycetes, Chaetothyriales, Herpotrichiellaceae. The transcript has a single exon. Bases 1 to 1458 code for a protein of 485 amino acids. Gene Ontology annotation, molecular function: catalytic activity.